AUGGGCCGUGUGUCUAUCCACGUCCUUCUUGCGGGCUUCAUCGGGUAUGCCUUCGCUAGCAUCCAUCAUCCGGCGCAUGGCCAUGGCCAUCGCCAUCGCCACUUGAUGCCGCCUAUCGAACACUUGGAACCGCGAAAUAUGGUCUGGGAUCAUGUGAAUAACACCCCGGAUGAUGUUGUGGUGGAAUCUAUUACCCUCACAACCACGACUACCGUUUAUGGAAACUGCGCGCCAACCAGCACUAUCCACUCCACGCUUACACUUGUCAGACAUAGGCCUGAGCCUACGUCUUAUACGAAAGAUCAUCCCAUGCACGGCCUCGCGUACCCCGAGGCAUAUGAGGACCAUUGGCACCAACGUGAACUGCAGCCUGAGCUUAUUCUCCCUGUGCCGACAAACACAAUGCCCGCGCAACCUCAGUUCAAUCAGACCAAGCACCCAGCUCCCAGGCCAACGGAGGCAGAGGCCAUUACGACUAUGUUCAAGACACACACAAUCACCAAAACCGCAACAAAUACCGUAAAGGUCACUGUUUACCCAGGAGGCAGCCAUGUGCCACUUUCAAACAGACUCCCCGGGAAUCCCUCAUCAGCAGAAAAAGCUGCGGUGCUUGCAGACACGCUGCCAAAGGGCUCAUUAGAAGAACAGAAGGCCGUCCCAGCGAAACGUCCACCUCCGCCGCCUCCCCACUCAAACAACGGCGGACCCAUCAACGCCGUACUCAAUCUGCCCAGCGGAGUCCUCCCUGAUAUUCCAGUAGUCAACCAGAUCCUCCCAGGCCCAAAGCCAGACGGGCCCACCUCGGCGGACUGGACCGCAACACCAUCGAAAGGACAAUUCUCAACAAACAAAUUCGGAGGACGUACUCCGCCAAAAGGGAAAGGCACGGAGAUUCAGUAUCAGGGUAAUGUCGGCAAGCCUUGGGGAAGCAACAUCAUCACUGUCAGUCCGACCGAGGCAUCUAACUACAAAUACGUAGCGCAGUUCACGGGGUCAAACGAUGAGCCAUGGACAGUGAUUGUGUGGAACAAGAUCGGGCCUGACGGCAAGCUGACUGGGUGGUACGGUCACUCUGCUCUGACAUUCACUCUUGCGCCCGGUGAAACUCAAUAUGUUGCCUUUGACGAGGACUCUGAGGGGGCUUGGGGCGCUGCGCCUGGUGAUCACUUACCUACGGAUCAAUGGGGUGGAUACUCGUGCACGUGGGGCGAGUUUGGGUUUGGUGAUGGGGAGAAUAAGGGUUGGUCCGGAUGGGAUGUUUCGGCUAUUCAGGCGCAGAUUGCGAAUCAGCCUGUGCAGGGGAUGUCUAUCUGCCAGGCUGAUGGGAAGGGGUGCUCCAUUAUUACGCCUGACGCUAAGAAAGUGGUUGAUGCUUAUGUCAAGUCGAAGAAACACCUGGAUGGUAUUGGUGGUGCGGCGUCCCCUGGUCCAGUGCGGCUGAAAGUGGUGCUUGAUUAUCGGGGGUGA
Penicillium expansum is the source of this 1467-nucleotide messenger RNA. RefSeq lists its product as uncharacterized. Gene Ontology annotation, molecular function: IgE binding. The record is from RefSeq and is a predicted model, not a curated record. Bases 1 to 1467 code for a protein of 488 amino acids. Gene Ontology annotation, cellular component: extracellular region. The transcript has a single exon. NCBI's taxonomy places the organism in Eukaryota, Fungi, Ascomycota, Eurotiomycetes, Eurotiales, Aspergillaceae.